AUGGCUGUCGCCGCCGCCGAAUCCGCCAACAUGGACAAGCAGGUCGAUUUGUCUACGAUUCCCAUCUCUCCGAACGGAAAGGAAGAGUCUGAUGCUGUAGACUCGGGCAAGCCCGUCACCGUGUUCCACGACAAGGAUAACUUCAACGUCAAGCACCCGCUUCAGAACAAAUGGACACUGUGGUUCACCAAGCCCCCUAGCGGCAAGGGUGAUAAUUGGAAUGAUCUGCUCAAGGAGGUGAUCACGUUUGACUCUGUGGAAGAAUUUUGGGGUGUCUACAACAACGUGGCUGCCGUUUCGGAGCUCGCUCUCAAGUCCGACUACCACCUUUUCAAGGCCGGCGUGCGACCCGAGUGGGAAGACCCCCAGAACAAGCACGGUGGCAAGUGGUCUUACCAGUACAAGGAUAAGCGAAACAUAGAUGUCGACCGUCUUUGGCUGCAAGUUGUCAUGUCCGCUAUUGGCGAGACCCUCGAGGAGGAGGAAGAUGGUGAGGUCAUGGGCGUCGUUGUCAAUGUUCGCAAAGCCUUCUAUCGCAUUGGCGUUUGGACUCGUACUCUUGGCAAGAGCAUCCCCGGACGCGGAGACGGUGAUGUCGCCGGUGGAAAGGGCCGUUCGAAUGAAAAGGGCCGCGAUAUCGUCCUCAGCAUUGGUCGCCGUUUCAAGGAGGUUCUUGAACUUCCCAACAGCGAGCAGGUUGAAUUCUCUGGACACACGGACAGCGCUAACGCUGGUAGCACGAGAGCCAAGGCCAAGCAUACCAUUUAA
Messenger RNA from Cordyceps militaris CM01, 768 nucleotides. Its product is annotated as translation Initiation Factor Eif4e. Gene Ontology annotation, cellular component: eukaryotic translation initiation factor 4F complex; cytoplasm. The transcript has 3 exons. Bases 1 to 768 code for a protein of 255 amino acids. The record is from RefSeq and is a predicted model, not a curated record. Gene Ontology annotation, biological process: translational initiation. Gene Ontology annotation, molecular function: translation initiation factor activity; RNA 7-methylguanosine cap binding. NCBI's taxonomy places the organism in Eukaryota, Fungi, Ascomycota, Sordariomycetes, Hypocreales, Cordycipitaceae.